This is a messenger RNA of Danaus plexippus (monarch butterfly), 6055 nucleotides long. RefSeq names its product CCR4-NOT transcription complex subunit 6 (gene twin). NCBI's taxonomy places the organism in Eukaryota, Metazoa, Arthropoda, Insecta, Lepidoptera, Nymphalidae. The transcript is spliced from 12 exons. Gene Ontology annotation, biological process: nuclear-transcribed mRNA poly(A) tail shortening. The record is from RefSeq and is a predicted model, not a curated record. Gene Ontology annotation, molecular function: protein binding; poly(A)-specific ribonuclease activity. Gene Ontology annotation, cellular component: nucleus; cytoplasm; CCR4-NOT complex. The coding region runs from base 133 to 1758 and encodes 541 amino acids.
CUGCAGUCGGUAAAUGGACGUUUGAUGUGGUGUUUGUCAAGAUUGUGCUAUUGUGUGUUUACAGUGAUUUUUAUCCCGUGACUAUAAUCCGGAUUGAAGUUAACCUUUUAAGGAGUAGAUGAAGGUGACAGAAUGUCUCGCAACAAGGACCGGCAUGAGGGCGCUAGUGGGCGCACGUAUCACAUUAUGUCGGAAGCGGAGCGGGCAUCUGGCAGGCGCGGAGCCUGGGCAACGCUUGAGAUAACAGGAGGUGUGCGCGCGCUGGCGCCGCAACUGUUCCAACUGACGCACCUGACGGCGCUGUAUCUGAACGACAAUUCCCUGCAGCGCAUACCUCCGGACAUAAACCAGCUGGUGAACCUUCACACGCUGGACAUGUCAAACAACAAGCUGAGAGCUCUGCCCGCGGAGUUAGGAGACCUCAUACAGCUCAGAGAGCUACACCUUCACAAUAAUUAUUUAAGAGUACUGCCUUAUGAUCUCGGGAAACUGUUCCAUCUCCAAAUGCUCGGUCUGCAAGGGAAUCCGCUCAGUAAAGAGAUGCUCUCCAUUUACAAUGACAGCAACGGUACUGCCAAGCUGUUGACCUAUCUACUUGAUAAUAUGCAAGUUACUGCCACACUCCCACCACAGAGGCCUUGGAUCCCACUUACGAGACCCAACAGGACUCGUCCGACAUGUAUAUUUACGGUGAUGUGCUACAAUGUACUCUGCGACAAAUAUGCAACAAGACAGAUGUAUGGUUACUGUCCUAGCUGGGCUCUCGAGUGGGACUAUCGGAAGAAGGGCAUCCUUGAUGAAAUAAGACACUACUCCGCGGACAUCAUAAGCUUACAGGAAGUUGAAACGGAUCAGUUCUAUAACUUCUUUCUACCGGAACUGAAACAAGACGGUUAUGAUGGCAUCUUCUCUCCGAAAUCCCGAGCGAAGACGAUGUCCGAGUCGGAAAGAAAAUACGUCGAUGGUUGUGCGAUAUUCUUUAGAUCUGCUAAAUUCUCACUAGUAAAGGAACACCUUAUAGAAUUCAAUCAGCUAGCGAUGGCUAACAGCGAGGGUUCAGACAAUAUGUUAAAUCGAGUCAUGCCGAAAGAUAAUAUAGGUUUAGCCGCUCUGCUGAAAACUAAAGAAGCUGCUUGGGAAAACGGCGUGCCAACGGAUUCGUCCACAUUAGCACAACCGAUACUAGUUUGUACGGCACACAUCCACUGGGAUCCGGAGUUCUGUGACGUGAAACUGAUCCAGACGAUGAUGUUGAGCAACGAACUGAAAAGUAUUAUGGAGGAUUCGGCAAGGACACUCCGCCUCAGCGGACAGAAAGACAACGUGCAACUGUUGCUUUGCGGUGAUUUUAAUUCGUUGCCGGAUAGCGGUGUAGUAGAGUUUCUGUCUGCUGGGCGUGUGUCAUCUGAGCACCGAGAUUUCAAGGAGCUCGGGUACGCGUCAUCUCUCCGUCGUAUGCCGGGCUCGGAACACGAGUUCACGCACAACUUUAAAUUAGCCUCCGCAUACAGCGAAGAUAUCAUGCCCUAUACUAAUUACACGUUCGACUUCAAGGGUAUCAUCGACUACAUAUUCUACAGCAAGCAGUCGAUGACGCCGCUGGGUCUGUUGGGGCCGCUGUCUCAAGACUGGUUCAGGGAGCACAAGGUGGUGGGCUGUCCACACCCACACAUACCAUCAGAUCAUUUCCCACUGUUGGUAGAGUUAGAGAUGUACCCGCCAUCCGCCAGCAGCAACGGACUGAUCGGGCGCAGGUAGCACCCGCCAUGCGCGUCCGACACGACACGCGUACGACACGCGCGACACACGUGAGACACGCGUCACGACAUACAAUGAUCCGCGCUAAUGUCGUACCCAGGGGCGGAUGUUUUAUGUUAAUUGACUCGCAAGAUAUUUUGUAUUUUUGGACGUAUUUGUAACUAAAUUAGCGGAAUUCUUUUUUAAUUUAGCGUUGGACACUAAUCCGCCCCGGGCCAAGAAACAUCCGACGCCGGAUCAGUGUGUGUCGUACGUCAUUGACGAGAUACGUCAUUGUGAACCGAGAAAUAUUAAAGUGACCAAUUUUAUGGACAUAAUAAAGAGCAUAUUUGUAUUGCAUUUUUAGUUUACUGUACCGCAUACUGAUGUUAUACGAACAGUAACGUAUCUCCGUAUAAGUGAUGCCUUAGUAAUAUUGUAAAUUUUUCAUAGUAUACAUUUUGUCCGUUCGAACGGUUUUACUGGAGGUGUUCGUCGCUCCGGGCGUCGGUUGGAUGACAAUUUAUUUUUUUAAACAAUCUGACAUUAUGAACAGCUUAUAAAUUAUGGAGAGUAAUAUUUUUUCAACGGUCAUGAGACGGGCAGGUUCUUAGUUUAUUAUGUACAGUCGAGGAAUAGGUAUCGCUGUCUGAGACUGACGAAUGGCAAAUUAUUCGGGACUCUUCGCUCUCGACUCAGGUGCAAUAACGCAAUCCGCUUUAAGACAUUAAAAUAACUGGUGCAAUUAUGCAAUUUUAUUUAUGUUUUAUACGCUAGAUGUUUAUCGGUGACGUGUUCGUCAGUUUUCGACCAUUGUACAUUUCUUUUUAAUUUUUAAUUAUUAUUAUUAUUAUUUUUUUUAAUAAAUUCUCUCGUUUUAAAUUGCACAAAGUCGUUUUACGAUGCAUACGUCCAUUUACCCUUUAGAUUUAAUUCCUCCACUGUAUAUAACAUUUAGGUAUUUUUUUUAGACGGGCGUUUUAUGCAAUGCGCGGUUGUGAGAUCUGUGUGCGGCGUGCGUCGGCGCGGUGGAGACGGAGUCUUAUAAUUAGUUUACUCUCGGUUCUUGAAUUAUCGAUCGAAUAAAUAGACAAUUAGUAUAAUGUGAUUGGUCCGUCCCAUCGAUCGCUGUCUCAUGAGCCACGAACGAUCGGUGACGUGUCGAGUGACGUGCCCCGGUGUUUGUGUCUCGCCUGUGUCAGAACAAAGUCGGACGCUCCUAGGUUAAUGACAUUCUGUGUUUCAACAAACUUCUCAGCGAGAUAAUGUUUUUUUUGUUUCUUCAUGUCAUCCGAGUGUUGCUGCUGCGGCGUGUCCGUGAAGUCACCAUCGAUCGAUCCUCGCUUAGCCUAUAAGUAAUCUCCGUUGUUUUCACAAAUUUUAUAUUUUACAAAAGUAGUUUGUGAGUUCCGUUUUGUUCGGUUCAGUAUUGUAAUUCGUGGAUGUUUUAAAAUCUUCGCGUCUCUGCAUUUUAUUUUAGUUUUUUGGUCUGGAGUCGAUCGAUGAUGAUAUUGUCUAGUAGUAGCGGGUAGCAUACUGGCGUAGUACAAAUGUAUGUGUGAAUGUUGGUUGGCGUCGUGUCGAGAUCGUCUCUCAUUGGUCAAUAAUCGUCUGUCGUGUGUCACGAUUGGUCGGUUCUCAUCCGCGUUCCGUUCAUUGAUUGGUCAAUUAGGUUUUUCGCAAUUAGUUCUAUUUGGUUCUGUCUGCUAUGAUUGGUCAAUACUUGAUAAAUUUCGUUCUUCUAUUUCAUAAUCUGUCAGCGUUUGUUCAUAAUUCAAAUGAUUACCGUCCGUCUUAAUAGUAAUUAAAGCUUUUGUGAUUAACGGAUCAAUUUAAAUCGUAUUUCACAGUGUAUAGAAUUUUUCGUGUCCGAAUUAAAUGUCAAUGUGAGUACUGUUCAUUAAAUGUAAUCAAAGUGUUGGGGACGUAUUUGUAUAUGGAAGGUCUUUGGUUGGCUUAUGAUGGGUCACAUCGUAAUUUCAAGUCUAUCGUCUGGCUCCUCGCGAGUUUGUCAUCAACUAAACUAGUCAUACCAAGUUUAGAUACGAUUCGCUCUCUUAAACAUAUUUUGUUAAUAAAAUCUUCUUUAUUUGGACAUUUUAUUACGUUACUUCGUAAUAUUAGCCGUUCUGAAUCAUGAUAUAGUAUUUUUGCAUCAAAAUAUAUAUUAUUUGAGCUAAAUUCUUGGACAUUUGUCACACCAAUCACGGGCAGUUUCAUAGUUUAGUCUGCAUCAAUCAGUUCUGUCUUUCUUUGAACGCAUCAGACAUGUUCAAGGUCAAGCAACGCCAUUGUGAUAUCUAAGUGUUUCUAGACGUUGGAAUAAAGCUGAGCCCAAUCAUGUGAAGCGUAUAUUAUUUAGAGGUCUGUGUUCGUCGUUCUCUACUAUAGAUGAAGCAGUUAUUAUAUAUUUUUUGUUGAUUCUGAUAUAAUUUUUCAAAGUACAUAUAGAUUAUGACGAGUCAUAUCAUGUUGGUCAGAGUUUUGUUUUCGUGUAAAUUAUUCUAGUGUAGGUUACUAGCUGAUUGUUCUUCCUGCGUGAGCACAAAUUUAGCAAUAUUCAUGUUUCAACGAAUGUAAUGCCUUCACCUACGAUGUUUCUCUAUUUGUGUAUAGCGCAUUGUCUAUUUAUUAAGUACCAGUGUAUCUGGGUCCUGGGUCGGGGGAGGUCUGUUCGGUUCUGGAGGUCUGCGUCAUUGGUCACCUUUAUCGUCACGUUUGUCCACCAAUUUUGAACAACGGCCAAAUUUUAAGAGCAAAUCCUAAAGUCUGAAAACAUAGAUGCUACUUUUAUAUAUCUCCUUUGUUAUUUCGAGUACUUACGAACAUAUUUUUAUUUAGUGAGGUAUAAUAUUGUAUAAAAGUAAAGAAAAUUCCAUACAUUUCAAAUUAAGUUCGACAAAGAUAUUAUUUAUUGCUGAAGUUUUAUAAUAUUUACGUAGUUGUAGUGAUGAAUUUGUUCCUUUGUUUGCUUCAACUGAGACUCACUCUGAAUAGUACAUACCUUGUUUAAGGCGAAGUUUCGAGCUAAGUACAAUACGGAAGCGUUCAAGUUAAACACACCGAAAUACUAUCACUACUUUCUAUUAUAAGAGCUUUAUUAUUUGUAGUUGAAAUGUGAUCUCUUUAAUUUUAAUACAAUUUUGAUGGUCAAUUUUACUUAAAACAUGUACCUUAUGUCGAAUAGGAAUUUUGUAAAGUCAUACGUUCUACGAAACAAUCAGUUUGUACUUUGUAUAUUCAUAAAAUUAAAAAAAAUAUAUAUGUAUCCGAACCGCUCUCAUGUGGAAUUAUUUGUGUAUAUAUGUUUUAUGUGUAACAUUGAAAAUUGUAUAUUUUAAGCUGUGUUAUAAUAUAAUGUCAUCAUUAUUAACAUUGUCAAGAGAAGCCUUUAAUUAUUACUAUUAUUUUUUUUUUUGUAUAAUUGAUUUUUUAAUUACUGGAAUUAUUGGUGUACAACGAGCCGUCGGAUGUGUCGCUUGAUUUCUGAACGCACUGACGCCAUUAAUAUCUAUAUCCUUAUUAGGUACAGAUAAUGAAUGUUUUUUAUCUGUGAAACGUCAGUGUCAACGUCAUGUGGCGUGAUAUCGACAGACAUUCCGCAGACCUAAUCGAAUUAGCUCAAUGCAAAAGACUGUUUGAGACUUUAAUGAAAGAAUAAUAUCAUAAUAAAGAAACAAUAAAAGUAUAAUAAUAAUAAAAAAAAAAUAUUUUCUGAAGCACCUUAACGAGUUUACAAAACGUGUUUUAUGGUGAUUUAAUGAUAAUAUCGAAAUGUAUAACUCACUAGUACGUAAGGACAGAUGCUUAACCAUACUGUGAUCCGUAACACUAAUACACCAGAGAAACACCAUAGGCCUUUAUGAUAUAAAAAUAUAAAUCUUAUGAAGACGUAACUAUGUAUUUGUAUGCUGACAAGUUUUGAAAGCGUUGCUUGAUUUUGUAUACGUCACGUCUGUGUACCGUAAUUAAUAUAUCGAUCGUGUCUUAAAUUAUACCACGUAAUAGUAAGUAUUGAUAAUGUUGACAGAUGAAUCUUUUUAUAGGUAUAUUUAUAUUUUUAUUUGCUUUGAAUUUCUUACAAAAUCAAACAACGUCUUUACGAUGAGAAAUUAACUUUAAAAGUACAAAGUACGUAUGUGGGAUGUUCGUUAUUGGAUCGUAGUGUUGGAGCGAUCGGAUGCGCGUGUGUGUGUGUACGUGUGUGUGCGGCUGUGGUUGUGUGCGUGAGGCCACGCGGCCCGCGUCUCGCUGUGCUGUUUGUUGACACAUUAUGUAUAUUUGAAAUGAAUCAAAUUAUAAGAUAAUAUGAAUUUUA